AUGGAGGCCCCUGUCCCUGACAAUGCCCUCCUGCGCGUUGCCCACAUGGCCCUCGCCUCCACUCUCACAUCCCGCCCCCUCCCCCUACCAGGUGGCCUCGCACAUCGCAGGCAAAGAAGGAGCUUCCUUCAUGAGGGGCCUGCCCUAUGCAUGGAGGCCGACGCUCCUGACGGCAAAGAAGACGUCUCCCUGCUGAGGGACCCACGCAUGGAGGAGGACGAGGCGCCUAACGAUGUCAUCCUGCGCAUCUCCCUCCUGGCCCUCACCUGCACUGCCACGCUCACAGCCACUCGGCCCAGCAUGGCACGCCUGGCGCAUGACCUGGAGGGUAUCCGGGGGGAGGUGGGGGGGGAGGAGGUGAACCGUGCAGCAGUGAGGGUGGAUGAGGUGGUGGGGCAGAGCGAAGGGAGCAAGGGGCAGAUGAGGACGCUGGAUGAGGAGCUGAGGAUUGUUAACGAGUCGCUGGAUGCUCAUGCUCAUGCUGAUGCUGAUGCAACUGAGCUGAGCUAUGAGGGAGACAGGUUGCUAUCGUGA
Closterium sp. Naga37s-1 is the source of this 534-nucleotide messenger RNA. Lineage: Eukaryota; Viridiplantae; Streptophyta; Zygnematophyceae; Desmidiales; Closteriaceae. The record is from the annotation of a GenBank genome assembly.